GGGGCGGGCGGGCCCGGGACACCGCCUCGCCUGCGCUGCCGGUCCCCCCGCCCCGUCCCGUCCCCUCAUGGCGCUGCAGCGGACGGGCGCCGGCCCCUCCCGCCGCCCGCUCCGGCCUCCCCCGCCCCCGUCUCCUCUUGGCUCACCGCUCCCGGCGGGCCUGUGAGAGGGACCCCACGGCAGAAACCUAACUUGGAAAUACUUAAGAAGUGAAUGCCUGUGGAUUUUGGAGUAAGAUUGGGAGUUUAUAUGGAAGAAAUGCUGCGACUGUUCUCAAACUCUCUUACAGACUGAUUUCAAUUGUUGCAUCAUUUUUUGUUGAGUAUAAGAAGUUCUACUCCUCAUUGAUCAAUGUGACAGUGUUUAGUGGUUUACGAGAUGAGCCAAACUCGUGGGAAGUAUGACUUCUGUAUUGGUCUGGUGUUGGCUAUGAGUUCCAGCAUUUUCAUUGGAGGAAGUUUCAUCCUGAAAAAGAAGGGUCUCCUCCGGUUAGCCAGGAAAGGCUCCAUGAGAGCAGGUCAAGGUGGUCAUGCAUACCUUAAGGAAUGGCUGUGGUGGGCUGGACUUCUUUCAAUGGGAGCUGGAGAAGUAGCGAACUUUGCUGCCUAUGCUUUUGCACCAGCUACAUUAGUGACUCCUCUAGGGGCUCUCAGUGUUCUUGUAAGUGCCAUUCUGUCAUCCUUCUUUUUAAAUGAAAAGCUCAAUUUACAUGGAAAAAUAGGAUGUUUGUUAAGUAUACUGGGAUCAACUGUGAUGGUAAUUCAUGCUCCACAAGAGGAAGAAGUAGAAACUUUGGAUGAAAUGUCCCACAAACUAGGUGAUCCAGGUUUUGUGGUGUUCGCAACGCUCGUUGUCAUUGUGUCUUUAAUUCUAAUAUGUGUGGUGGGACCUCGCCAUGGACAGACCAACAUUCUUGUGUACAUAACAAUUUGCUCUGUAAUUGGAGCCUUAUCAGUCUCCUGUGUCAAAGGUCUGGGCAUUGCUAUAAAGGAACUUUUUGCAGGAAAACCAGUGCUGAAGCAUCCAUUGUCUUGGAUUCUGCUGCUAAGCCUUACUGUCUGUGUGAGCACGCAGAUCAACUAUUUAAACAGGGCUUUGGAUAUAUUCAACACUUCAAUAGUGACUCCAAUAUAUUAUGUAAUCUUCACAACAUCUGUUUUAACUUGUUCUGCCAUCCUUUUCAAGGAAUGGCAACACAUGGCGGCUGAUGACAUUAUUGGCACCUUCAGUGGCUUCCUGACUAUUAUUGUGGGGAUCUUUUUAUUGCAUGCCUUCAAAGAUGUUAACUUCACCCUAGCAAACCUGCCCCUCUCUCUGUGGAAGGAUGACAGAGCAGCAAAUGGCACUUUGCUGAGCACAUAUGACAGCUUUAAUGAUGAUGAAGAAAGUUCUUCCUGCAUAGGUGAAAUGCAAUCCACUGAGAGUCUCUCAGCCAGAAGAAAUGGAAACCUGUCAGCCUUCUGAAAAUAUCUACGUGUUACUUAAGAAAAGAACAAUUCUGUAACCCUGGAAUUUUUUUUUUCCUGCUGUGAAAUGUCUGAGCUUGUCUGGAAAGUCAUGUACUUUUUAACAGUAUGUGUAGACAAUCGUUGAUUUUUGAGUUUGAUUAGUUUGGAUAAAGAACACGGAAAUGUUUUUUAUUUGCCUUACUUUUACUUUAAAAAGUACUAAAAUGACCUCAGACCACAAAUGGUUUUGUUGCUAAGUUAUGUGUAAAUACUUUCAUUUCUUUCUUCUGUUUUAAAGAUGUAUUGCACUAAUUACAAUUUUAUCAAAAAUAAAUGGCUUUAUUUCUGCAUCGGUGGUAAAAA
Molecule: messenger RNA, 1811 nt
Organism: Taeniopygia guttata (zebra finch)
Lineage: Eukaryota; Metazoa; Chordata; Aves; Passeriformes; Estrildidae
Gene: NIPA2
Product: NIPA magnesium transporter 2
Biological process (GO): magnesium ion transport
Cellular component (GO): membrane
Molecular function (GO): magnesium ion transmembrane transporter activity
Source: RefSeq, a predicted model, not a curated record